CGCUGAUCAACGCCCGCGCCUGUGCAAGCCACCAGCCCCAGCGUGUUCACUGGCACACAGCAAGUCUCGACUCUUCAGCUGACCGGGCCCACGCUCUUCCCGCGCACUGUGCGGCACACGCUGUGGCAGCCCUAGCCCGCACCCUGCCUGUGGCCAGCAACACUCGGACAGUCGGGGGCGCCACCACAAUGUCCUACGCGUACCUGUUCAAGUACAUUAUCAUAGGUGACACGGGCGUGGGCAAGUCGUGCCUGCUGCUGCAAUUCACCGACAAGCGCUUCCAGCCGGUGCACGACCUGACCAUCGGCGUGGAGUUUGGGGCGCGCAUGAUCAACAUCGACGGCAAGCAGAUCAAGCUGCAGAUAUGGGACACGGCCGGCCAGGAGUCGUUCCGCUCCAUCACGCGCAGCUACUACCGCGGCGCGGCGGGGGCGCUGCUGGUGUACGACAUCACGCGGCGCGAGACGUUUGAGCACCUGGCGUCGUGGCUGGAGGAUGCGCGGCAGCACGCCAACCCCAACAUGACCAUCAUGCUCAUCGGCAACAAGGCAGACCUGGGCCACCGCCGCGCCGUGAGCACCGAGGAGGGGGAGCAGUUUGCAAAGGAGCACGGCCUGGUGUUUCUGGAGACGAGCGCCAAGACGGCGCUGAAUGUGGAGGAGGCGUUCAUCAACACGGCGAGAGCCAUCCACGGCAAGAUCCAGAGCGGCGUGUUUGAUGUGUCCAAUGAGAGCUACGGCAUCAAGGUUGGCUACGGCGCGGGCGGCACGGGCGCGGGCGCGCCCGGCACGGUGCGGCCAGGGGAGCCGUCGCCGCAGCAGACCAGCUCCUGCUGCAGCUGAUGGGCCGCUGGGCCGGCCCCGCGCCCUGCACCUCGCCUUUUGCAUGACAUCCAAGCAGCCGCAGGCAGCGCUGGUCCGCCUGGGGAUGCCACAGCAUGCCAGGGCGCAGUAGCGUGCGCAGCAUGCGCAUGCUCCCGACCACUCCCGACCCCUUUGCUUUUCGUGCGCCGCUGCCUCCCUGUCUCUUUCUGCAUUUUCAAGUGUACAUUACAUGUGCUGCUGC
This is a messenger RNA of Chlorella variabilis, 1065 nucleotides long. Its product is annotated as GTP-binding protein YPTC4. The record is from RefSeq and is a predicted model, not a curated record. Lineage: Eukaryota; Viridiplantae; Chlorophyta; Trebouxiophyceae; Chlorellales; Chlorellaceae. The coding region runs from base 189 to 842 and encodes 217 amino acids. Gene Ontology annotation, molecular function: GTPase activity; GTP binding. The transcript is spliced from 6 exons. Gene Ontology annotation, cellular component: Golgi apparatus.